Messenger RNA from [Torrubiella] hemipterigena, 2124 nucleotides. NCBI's taxonomy places the organism in Eukaryota, Fungi, Ascomycota, Sordariomycetes, Hypocreales, Clavicipitaceae. The record is from the annotation of a GenBank genome assembly.
CCGACUUUGCCAAAACGCGGCAAACGCAGCCCUGCCAAUGCCGCGACCACGGUAACUGGAAUCUCUUCGUUUGCAACACCAGACACGCCUGGAUUCGCUAUCUUAUCGCCAGCAAUGGCCAGCGUGCAAGAAUCAGAGGCGGCGCAUAAACUCCGUCCCAACGGCAAACAGGCGGCGUGCGAUCCGUGUCGUGUCCGCAAAGUCGCCUGCGACCACGCCCGCCCAGCCUGCUCUCGCUGCUGCUCAAAAAACAGGACAGGCGAUUGCGUCUAUUCUGCUACAGCUGUGCGAAAAGACGCUGCGUCUUCUCACGAGGUGCCGCCCGCUGCGGUGGUGGAAGAUGGGCCAGAGCCAGGGCCAGAGCCAGAGCCAGAGCCAGCGGUGCCAGUGACGCCGCGACCAUCCAAGCGGAUGCGCCUGGGCUACACGUCGGCCUUAGAAGAAACACAACCAAAUCUAGUGUCAACGACACAGGAGAGCCCGUAUGGCAGCUCUUCACAUACAGAUCAACUCGUCCAGAGCGAAGAUACGGUGUUUGGGCGCCUACCGCGCUCGAUACGGGAAAUGUGCUUGGAGGUGUUGCGUGUGCUGCCGGGCCAGAAGAAUGCGCAGAUGCAGUAUCUCGAUGGCCACUUUGAACCAAAAGGCUGGGUACAUCUUGCGGCUCACCGCAUAGUGCAAUGGCUUCGUGUUGUCCUGUCAGAAUCACCUUCAAGAAGUGAGCAGGAAACCUUGGAGCAUGUUGCGCAAAUCAUAUCCAACAAUACAGCAAAGCCGCUGCGAGGCCCGUAUCCAAACUGGGAGACGUGGCUCAAUGCGUUUGUUGGGCCAAACACAAGAUGGGAGUCCAUUGGGUUUCUCUGGACACAUUUGGAACGCGUCUCUGAUAUUCUGGAUGCUCUGAUUCCGAGGAAGCUCGUCCGGACACCUGCCAACACGUCGCGGAAGACGGCAAAAAUGCACGUCAACUACUGCAUCCAGCUCACCAAGCACUUUACAGACGAAAGUGACUUGCUCGCAGACUUAUACCGAAGAUAUUGUACACUUGUAUCUCUAACAGAUGGUGAAUUAGCAUUGGCGACUUGGGAAGUGCAAGGCUCGACAGUCAACUACAUGAUUUUCUCCAACUUUCAAACAUCAGAUGCAGAAACGCCAUACAGACCCACGGCAUGGUCAGAAAACAACCGCCGCGUUGCUGCAGCCGUCUUUGUGUUAGAUAAGCUCAGCGUCAUGGUCACCGGCCGGCCGCCGCUUGUCAGCCAUCGGUACUACACGGCGCCGCUACCGCUUGACCUCAGCGACGAGGACCUUAUAGCCGACUCUGAAACACUAAGCCGUGCCAUCAGUGCUCUCGACGAGCGCGGUUGGAACACGAGCGGCGGUCUGUAUCCGGCCACCGUGGCGCGAGCCCGGUGCAUGAUGGCUCUGAUUCGGGACGAGUUGAUCGAGGUGACCAUGGGCAACAACAGCCACCCGAGUGCCGAGUAUCUGCUUGGCUUAAAGAGUCGGCAACACGCCUUGGUCGGUGAGUUCCCCCGAAGCAUUAAAUACACCACACAGGAUCUCCAUGCCGCUCCUCACGAGACACGGUCUGCAUACAUCAAAAUUAUCACGCAUCUAGAGCACCUCCAGAAUAUCUUCUUUGUGGACAGGCUCCUCAUACGCUACGGCUACAAUGACCAGGACACGCUGCUUGCGACGAGCCUCGCGCUGGCCAGCCUGACCCUCCACUUCUGGACUCACAAGGAUCAGUUUGCAGAUGCCAUUAUGCAGCGCAGCUUCGAAUGGCUGAUGCUCUCCUACGGUGCACCGGCUGCCGGCAUUCUGUGCCAGGAGCUUCUCGGCGCCGGCGAACACAGCAAAGACGCCAGCAUUAGCCGGUCGACCAUUAUCCAGCAGCUAAGCCUGCUCAUAGGAUUCUUUGACUGGGUCCGGCCGUCUGCACCCAAUGCAAAGCUGUGUGCCAAUUGCCGAAACAUUAUCCAGCAGGUCCUGGAUCAGUGCCUCAACACCGACACACACGCACUCGGCACCGGCUUCCUCAGCUGGGACUUUGGCGACCAACCAGACUUUAAUUUCGAGCUGAUGGACACCUUUGACUGGCUGCGUGCAGCUGAGCUGUAA